Molecule: messenger RNA, 867 nt
Organism: Eubalaena glacialis (North Atlantic right whale)
Lineage: Eukaryota; Metazoa; Chordata; Mammalia; Artiodactyla; Balaenidae
Product: transmembrane epididymal protein 1A-like
Source: RefSeq, a predicted model, not a curated record
AUGGGAACCCUCGGGGGACACCUGGUAGCAGGGAUCUUCUUCUUCUUCUUCUCACUCUACUACUCGGUGCUGGUGUCCUUGGCCCUACUACGGGGACAGAGGUUCCUCAAACCCCCUCUGCCCCCAAGGGAGAAGCGAGGGCACAGGUGGUGGCAGCUGGUCCCUGUGGAAGGAGUGGGGAAGGUGGUUUUCCCCCUGAUUCUCAUUUUCCCUGAGUUCUUCUACCCGCCAGGAACAAAGCGGCUGAUGACGGUGGACUGGGAGGCCCCUCGGCGACCGUUCACGUUCAAGGACGAGCGGCGGCACUUCACCAUGUACGGGUCCUUCCUCCUCAGUGGCGUGGUGGACAUCGCGAGCCAGACGUGCCAGGCUGUGAAGCUGGAGCAGGCAGCCGAGGCGCUGGCCUUCUGUGCGCUGGUGCUGCUGGCGGUGACCCACGCCGAGCACAAGGGCGCCCUGGAGACCCGCGUGCACACGCUGUUCACAAUGCCUGCCUUCCUGGUCGGCCUGGUGCUCAUCAUCGAGAUCUGGGUCCCCAGCCAGCCCCAGCUCUGGGUGCUCAAGACUUGGAUGGGGCUGGUGCUCAGCAGCUGGCUGAUGCAGCUAAGCAUCCUGAUGUACACGCCUCCCUCUGGGCAGCCCUGGAGAGGGGAAAACCCCAUGGACCUCGCCUUCCUCACCAUCUUCUUCUGCUGGCACCUGGCCUUAGGGGCCGCCAUCUACAGCCUCUGCAGCCUCUGGCAUGAUCGCUUCUCCUCCUGGAGAAAGGCCCCAAGUGCCAAGUACCACCUGUGCCCCAUAGGCGAGGGCAGUGAAGAGCUUGAGAAGCUCCGGGCAGGGACCCAACUACGAGAUGGGGGUGUCUAG